Messenger RNA from Sitophilus oryzae (rice weevil), 1211 nucleotides. RefSeq lists its product as uncharacterized. Bases 160 to 1158 code for a protein of 332 amino acids. The transcript is spliced from 3 exons. NCBI's taxonomy places the organism in Eukaryota, Metazoa, Arthropoda, Insecta, Coleoptera, Curculionidae. The record is from RefSeq and is a predicted model, not a curated record.
CAAAAUAGUUUUACAAAACACACGUCCUUUAAAUGUCAACCCACCGCAAAAAUUCGUUGUUACUCUUCAUGGAAUUCUUAAAAUGUAUAAAAUCGCCGAUGAUUUGAAUCGAUUAGUUUAGUGUUCUUUGACAGAUCACAAGGGAUUUUUUGAACCAUUAUGAAUAUCGCGACGAGUUUUUGGAUCGUAUUUUGGGUCGGUGUGUCGGUCCAAGGCAGAGAACUCAGUUCUGUGUAUAUGAAAACGUCAAAAUCGGACGAUCAAGCGAUGCUAGGCUCUGAAUUCUCUUAUGGAGCGGAGAUUCCUGCGGAUUUGUACGAGAGUGAUAGUGUAGAGUCUCCUAAGACACCGGUCAACUUCGAAAAUGACCCUGCUUUCGUAGAAAGAUACGCUAAAGCUGUUCCAAUAUCAUCAUACGAGGUUCGACAAUUGCUACCUCAAGAAAAAGUGCAGUAUGUUCCAUAUUCUAUUGUGGAUUAUUACAAAAACCUUGGGGCUCCCCAAGCUGCUGGUUAUGGCCAAGGCAACUACAUAACAAAAUUCAUCGACGAACAUGGAAACGUAUACGACUUGACUGACGUCACAAAAUACGGCGUAGCAGACAAAUCAGGGUUCGAUACGGUUCGUCAAUUCGACAAGAAACUAAAAGGCAAACAUUCCAACAGCGAAAACAAAGCCUAUUAUGACGCGAAAGGAGGAAAAAAGGAAAAAGCAUUGGAAAAGGACGGAAAUUAUGCAGUCAGCGACCAAUACGGAACAGUCAACCAAGGAGGAUCAUUUGCGGAGAAAAAAGGACAUAAAAAGGGUGGAAAUACCAGCGGGUAUCACAAAAUCUACCGGAAAAAUGACUAUAACAAACAACAUAAGUUCUACGAUGUUGCCGACAGGCGAGGACAUUUCAGAAAAUACGGCAAUCUGAACGCCAAAGAAGGCUCAGGAAGUGGAUAUUACGUAAAGGGCAAUAAUAGAGGAGAACGGUAUGAUGGAAAGAAAGUCAGUGCAAAAGGUGUCAAGGACAAAGGUUAUUUAGAUGAAUAUUUAAAAAAUUAUAAAGGCGCUAGUGGAAAGGACGCUUUCGUGAAGGAAUACGCUAAUUUUGAUAAAGAUGAGGGUAGUGAAAAAGCGCAGCAACAGUAUAGUGCAGAUGUUCUAAAAUAAGUUCUUUUAUGAAAGCCAUAUAUUGACAUAGUAGACUUAAGUAUGUGUUUUUA